GCCUGGAGUUGCCACUAAGCAGACUUGCUACCUGUGGAGGCAAAGGGACAGGGAAGGAAGGAAGACCAUGGGGCGAUUCAUCUUUGCGAGUCUCGGCUUGCUGGUUGUGGCUUUUUCCCUGAGUGGAAUUGGAGCUGAUCACCAUUGUCCCUUUGAUUGGUUCUCCCACAAUGUGUCUUGCUACAAGCUCUUCAAAAGUUGGAUGACCUGGGACGAAGCGCAGAGGUACUGCACAGAGCAGCAGGAAAACAGCCAUCUCGCUUCCAUCAAAGACGUGGGAGAAUCAGUGAAGUUGUCCAACCACAUCUCUCAAGGAUGGAGAAUCUUUGAUGUCUGGGUCGGAUUGAGGCUUUCGAAGAGAAAAAACAUGUGGGAGUGGAGCGAUGGCUCCAACAUCACCUACACAUCCUGGAAACAAGGUGAACCCAACAAUUUUUUGAACAAGGAGUCCUGUGCUGCGCUGACAGUCGGGUCCCGGUUCCUCCAAUGGAAUGACAAGGACUGCGGGCACAGGCAUCCUUUUGUCUGCAAGUUCUAGCCCUGGAGUGCGGCAAGCAGCUGAUGAAGGUCGGAGAAGCAGCGAGGCCCCCCUGCCUGCCGAAAUCUCUGCUCCGUACCUCUUUGCUUAACGGAUGCUUUGCGUCACUUGGAUCUGAUUUUACUCAUUCUGAUGGGCCAGAAGUUCGAAUAAAUUCUG
Molecule: messenger RNA, 697 nt
Organism: Ahaetulla prasina
Lineage: Eukaryota; Metazoa; Chordata; Lepidosauria; Squamata; Colubridae
Product: C-type lectin lectoxin-Phi1-like
Exons: 6
Coding region: 68-538 (156 amino acids)
Molecular function (GO): signaling receptor activity
Source: RefSeq, a predicted model, not a curated record